Messenger RNA from Xenia sp. Carnegie-2017, 8490 nucleotides. Its product is annotated as inositol 1,4,5-trisphosphate receptor type 1-like. Gene Ontology annotation, molecular function: inositol 1,4,5-trisphosphate-gated calcium channel activity; inositol 1,4,5 trisphosphate binding. NCBI's taxonomy places the organism in Eukaryota, Metazoa, Cnidaria, Anthozoa, Malacalcyonacea, Xeniidae. Gene Ontology annotation, cellular component: endoplasmic reticulum; membrane. The record is from RefSeq and is a predicted model, not a curated record. Gene Ontology annotation, biological process: calcium ion transmembrane transport.
GUUGGAAAUCGCUGUCAGUGUGGAUUGUGGAAGUUAUUGGACGAUAAUUUACGUCUAAGUUGUAUCAACAUUUCUUGUACUUUCUGAACUUGUAUUUUCUUUGAAACUUCUUAAGGAUAUGUGUUGUUGUGAUAUUACAACACGCCAAAAGCUAAAUUUUGUGGAAACCUAAGCUUAAUUAAGGGCAAUUGAUCUGAAGGAGUUACAGCUCAUUGCAUAUAUAUCUUCUGGAUUAUACUAAAAAUAUGAAUCCAACAGCUAGUGCUCUUCACAUUGGCGAUAUAGUAUCAUUGUACACUGAAGGUGUUGAUAGUGGAUUUCUCAGCACGCUUGGAUUGGUUGAUGAUCGCUGCGUUGUCCAACCGGCAGCUGGAGAUCUUAGCAAUCCGCCUAAAAAAUUUCGAGAUUGCAUCUUCAAAAUUUGUCCAAUGAAUCGUUAUUCUGCCCAAAAACAAUUCUGGAAAUCUGCUAAACCUAUACUUUCAACUGCCAGAGACACUGUACUUUUAACUAAACUUCAUCAUGCAGCCGAAGUGGAGAAAAAGCAAAAUGAAUCAGAGAAAAAGAAAUUAAUGGGUCAAGUUGUCAAGUAUGGAAAUGUUAUUCAGAUUCUACAUGUAAAGAGCAAUAAAUAUUUGACUGCAAAUAAAAGGUUACCUGCACAUCUUGAGAAAAAUGCAAUGAGAGUGACACUUGAUAUAAAUGGAAAUGAGGGAUCUUGGUUUUACAUUUUACCAUUUUAUAAGUUAAGAACUCAGGGUGAUGAUGUUGUUGUUAAUGAUAAGGUCAUUUUGAGUCCUGUGAAUGCUGGUCAACCUUUGCAUGCCAGUGGAAGUGAAUUAAUUGAUAAUCCUGGAUGUUACGAGGUGAACUGUGUAAGUUCUGACACAAACUGGAAGGUUUCAUUGUUUAUGUCAUUUGAGGAAAACAAUGAGGAAACAUUAAAAGGGGGAGAUGUGGUACGACUUUUUCAUGCUGAACAAGAGAAAUUUUUGACCAUGGAUGAAUACAAGACAAAAUCCUGUGUGUUCUUAAGAACAACAGGUAGAACAACAGCAACUUCAGCAACAAGCUCCAAAGCAUUAUGGGAAGUUGAGGUUGUUCAACACGAUCCCUGCGCCGGGGGAGCUGCACACUGGAACAGUUUGCUAAGAUUUAAACACCUGGCUACCGGAUUCUAUUUGGCUGCAGAGAUUGACGAUGAUGAUACAAGUGAUACUACAAGAAACAAACUACGAGAUGAUUCUCCGGUCUUUCAUUUAAUUCAAGUACCGCAAAGCAACGACAUAUCGUCGAUAUUUGAAUUAGAUCCAACUACAAUGGCUCGACCAGAUAACUAUGUACCAAGAUCAUCUUACGUUCGUCUUCGUCAUUUAUGCACAAAUACCUGGGUCCAUUCAACGACAAUACCGAUUGAUAAGGAAGAGGAUAAACCAGUCAUGCUUAAGAUCGGUACAGCUUCCAUCAGAGAGGAUAAAGAAGCGUUUGCUAUUGUACAUGUUUCUCCUUCAGAAGUUCGCGAUUUAGAUUUUGCAAAUGAUGCAAGCAAAGUUCUUGGUGAAUUUGCUCUUCGCGUCGAAAAUGGUACGGCUACCCAAAAUGACAGAAGGUCGGUGACAAAAUUACUAACGGAUCUUGCGCAUUUUGUAACUAAUACGGAGGAGUCAGAUGGGGAUCCUUUGUCAUUAUCUUGUUCGAAUCCCGACAGAGAUCGUCAAAAAUUGAUGAGGGAACAGAAUAUUUUACAAGAGAUUUUUCAGGUGUUAAGAACACCUUUCGAUAAAAAAGACGAGGAAGCAAAUGUCAAACCUGAAGAUUUAACAAAUCCGUCCAAUGCACAACUACGUCACAUUCUUCGCCUUUGUUAUCGUGUGUUAAAAUAUGCUCAACAAGAUUACAGAAAGAAUCAGGAGUACAUUGCUAAGCAAUUUGGUUUCAUGCAAGCUCAAAUUGGUUAUGACAUAAUGGCAGAAGAUACGAUUACUGAUUUAGUACACAAUAAUAGGAAACUUCUAGAGAAACAUAUCACUGCGGCUGAAAUUGAAACUUUUGUGAAUCUUGUAAGAUUAAAGCGAGAAUGUCGUUUUCUAGUAUAUUUAUCUGAUUUGUGUGUUUCCAACAACACUGCAAUACCUGGAACGCAAGAAUUGAUAUACAAGUCUGUCCUUGAAUCUCCUUCAAAUUCGGAUAUCUUAAUUAAAACGAUAAUAAUAAAUGAUGUUGUAUAUGUUGAAUGGUCUACUCAAAAUGGAACAGUUCAAAAGAAACAACACGAACUCGCUAAAGGAUAUAAACGAGGAAAUAACGAUGAUGUGGAAAUAAUGAAUUUUUAUCGACAUCAACUUGAUUUGUUUGCAUGUAUGUGUUUUGAUCGCCAAUAUCUUGCUAUAAACACCCUGAGUGAAGACCUCGAUGUUCAUCUUGUUCAAAGAUGCAUGGCAGAUGAAGAGUUACCUUGUGAUCUUCGAGCUGCCUUUUGUCGUCUUAUGCUUCACAUGCACAUCGAUAGAGAUCCACAAGAACAAAUAACACCUGUAAGAUAUGCGCGUCUUUGGUCGGAAAUUCCCCAUGAACUAAACAUCGAUGAUUAUGAUCAACAAGAUAUUUUUGGAAAGAGAAACAGGGAAAUGUUUAUAAAAACGGUCGACUUUGUUGAAUCGUAUUUAAGACAAAUAAGCUCAAACAUCUGGGCAUUCAGUAACAAGGAACAAAAUAAACUUACUUAUGAGGUUGUGCAGAUUGCUCGACAUUUGAUUUAUUUUGGUUUCUAUGGUUUAAAUGAUUUGAUCAAGUUGACAAUGAAACUUUUAGCUAUUCUUGAUGGUGAACAACGCGCUUAUGAUCAAGCUAAUGCCGUAAAAUUAAAAAUCGCGGCAGGUAAGAUAAAACAAAGUGUCCCAAAAUCAGUGAGUACUAUAGGUACUUUGAUGACCCGUAUGGUCCUGCCUGGUGCUAAGGAUCCGUGGGGAUUGAUCGCGGCUUCAAGUCUUAACAACGGUAGUAGAUGUUCGGAUAUUGCAAAAGAUCGUGUUGUCAUGGAAACUAACGUGAAAAUUAUCGAGAUUUUGGAAUUUAUUCUUAACGUGCGCCUGGAUUAUCGAAUUUCAAGUCUACUCACAAUUUUCAAACACGAAUUUGACUUAAAAAAUGAAAAUUGUUUAGAAAAUGAAGGAAUUGACCUUGAGCGUGUUGGGAUUCAUGCUGAAGAAUUAUUUGGUUGCAACGUUAGAAGUUCAUCUGCAUCAAUUGGCAAUGACUUAGACUUUGAUGGAAAUGGUGGUUGUACUUUCCUUCGUGUUUUGUUAUCCCUCAUCAUUCAUGAUUAUCCUCAACUUGUCGCUGGAGCCUUAAAACUUUUACUCAAGCAUUUCAGCCAAAGACAAGAGGUCUUACAGGCGUUUAAACAAGUUCAGCUGUUGAUUUCCACCAGAGACCGUGAAAACUAUACAACCAUCAAAGAUUCUCUUGAUAAAUUGAGAUUACUUGUGGAGAAGUCAGAACUGUGGGUUUACAAAACCAAGAAGGCAAAAUCCGACGGCAUAAAGAAUGAAACAACGAAAAGAAAAAAAAGUACGGGAAAGGAUCAAAGCAAAAAGGACGAUGCAAAACGAGAAAGUACUGCUGAUAAUGGGAAGUCAAUGAUGUAUCGCUUACGACUUCCAAGUGAUGAAUCUGGUGGAGAGAAUGCCACUGAAGACAUUGGUUUGUUAACAAACUACAAGAUUAUUAAAGACAUUCUUAAACAUCUCUGUGAACUUUGUGUGACUAUCUCGCGUGGAGUAACGAAGAACAACAAACACGAACAAAGAUUGCUACGGAACAUGGGAGCGCAUACUGCUGUAAUUGAACUCCUUCAGAUCCCACACGAAAAGAAAAAAGACAUUUACAUGAAAGAAGUGAUGACUUUGGCCCACGAGUUUUUGCAGUAUUUCUGUCUAGAUAAUAAAUACAAUCAAGCACUUUUGUAUAAACAUCUGGACCUUUUUCUUAUACCUGGGAUUCAGGAAGCUCAGACUCUGCAACAUAUAUUUCAAGAAAACUUGCCCUUGUGUAACGAGGUUUCUGAGAAAGUCGUUCAUCAUCUUGUUCGUGCAAUAGAAACAGAGGGUCGUCAUGUUCAAUACAUAAAAACCUUGCAAACAUUGGUAAAAGCUGAGAACCAAGCUGUUAGGAAAUGUCAAGAUUUCAUAAUGGUUGAGCUCCUGAACUCCGGUGACGAAGUCUUGUUAUUUUACAAUGAGAGAAAGUUGCAGGAACAAUUCUUUGAGCAGAUGCGCGCAGAAAAAGACAAUCUUCGUGAAUCGAGUCCACUUGCCUAUCACAUUCAACUCGUAAAAUUACUGGCAAAUUGCACUGAAGGAAAGAAUGCAAACACAGAAAUAAAAUGUCACAGUUUGCUUUCAUUGGACGAUAUUCUUCGUGUUGUUACUCAUCCUGAUUGUAUACCUGAAAUAAAAGAUGCCUAUAUUUAUUUUCUUAUUCAUUGUUAUGUGGACACCGAAGUGGAAAUGAAAGAAGUUUAUACGAGUCAACACAUCUGGCAUUUGUUUGAUAACUUUUUAUUGGAUAUGUCAAGGAUCUACACGAAUGGCCAUCGUCAAGCAAUCGUCGCUGAUUCACUGGAUAAUUACGUCACGUCAGCCAUUAUGGAUGUUAUUGCAAAAUUCUUUACGUCACCAUUUUCUCAAGGCAGCACGACUAUUGAUGCUCAUCAAACCGUGUUUGUUAAGAUACUUCAAAGUGUUUAUCGUCUAUCUCAAUGUUCAACGCUUACUGGUUGUCAGAAGUACAAUGUGGAGGCAUGCAUUCAAACUCUUUGUGAUGUUGCAAAGACUCGUUCGAUAGCUGUUCCUGGUGAUUUGGAAAAUCAAAUAAAAAUGAUGUUUGAUCAGAAGAUCAUUGUGAUGAGGAGUACCCAAAAAUGGUUGAGUCGUGGGAAAAAGAAAGAAUCAGUUGUCAGUAAGCCACUUUCUAAGGACUACAGAACUAUCAUCGAAGGUUUACAGGACGUUAUUUGUUUGUUGGAGGAUCAGUUGCGACCUUUGAUACAAGCUGAAGAAUCCGUACUUGUGGAUAUUUUGUACAAACCAGAGAGAAUGUUUCCUCCUAAUUCUGUAUGUAGGUCAAAAUCAGAGAGGGGUUUUAUUUCCAGGUUGAUAAAACAUUUGGAGUGUUUUCUUGAGGAUGACGAAGGAUUGUGCGUUCAAAUUUUGCAGCAUCUCAGAAAUAUGAUUGAAAAGGAGUCACGUUAUGUAAGAAAGGCUGCCAGUUUGAGGUCGUUGUUGUUGAAACGAUAUUUCGGUGAGGAUACUUCGAAGACAUUAAAAAUCGUUGACGAAACAUCUAUGUCAAGAAAAAAUGCUUUUUCUGGUGGUGAAACUCGUGUCUUAAAGCGAGCUGGAGUUACUUUAUAUGAGAUGCAAUGUCGAUUAAAUACUUGUGGAGCAACUGAUUUAGUUAUUGAUUUAGUCAUGAAGAGACCAAGUUAUCCAGUAUUUCUCGAGUCUAUAAAAUUUGGCAUUUCUCUACUGGAAGGUGGAAACUCUGUGAUUCAGAAAUCGUUUUUCGACCGAUUUGUCAACGGGAAAUCUGAAGCAUUUUUUCAAUGUGUUCAUGACAAGAUGAAAGAAGCGGAUUCUGUCAUAAAGAACAAUAUGGCAACUCUUGCUGAAAGUAUUUCGACUUCAUCACACAAUUAUGAAAUGUUUGAAGGCAAUGUGAAGUCUUAUAUUGAAAGGAAGACUCCAGUAAAAGAAGAUUCUCCGUCUUCUUCGUUGAACAUUGCAGGCGAUGAUGUAAGGGAGCAGUUAUCAGAUGCGGCAGCUUAUACAAACACAGCUUAUGCAAUAGCCCGUCGUAAUCGUCAUUCUGAAAGAGACAUUGAACUGGGGACUACUAGAGCGUCUUUAGAAUACCCUGGGGAGGAUAGUGGAUCAACUGUGACUGCAAAUGAAUUUCUUAAAGUGAAACCAUUAAUGAGAUUUUUGCAGCUUCUUUGCGAAAAUCAUAAUUAUGACCUACAGAAAUAUAUUCGAGAACAAGACAACAAGACAAGUUACAAUUUAGUUCUUCAAACACUUCAGUUUUUGGACUGUAUCUGUGGCAGCACGUCAGGAAGCCUUGGAUUAUUGGGUUUGUACAUUAAUGAAGCAAACGUAGAGUUAAUCAAUCAAUGUCUGGAAAGUCUCACAGAAUAUUGUCAAGGACCUUGUCCUGAAAAUCAGAAUGAUAUGGCGAUGCAUGACUCAAACGGAGUGGAUAUUAUCUCAGCCUUGGUUGUGAAUGAAAUAAAUCCUUUGGCGAAACAAAGAAUGGAUUUAGUAUUAGAACUCAAAAAUAAUGCUUGCAAGACUUUGCUCGCCAUUUUGGAAAGUAGGAACGAUAGCGAAAAUGCCGAAAGGAUUUUGUGCAGCUUAAGUCCAAAACAACUGAUCGAGUCGUUCCAGAAACUUUAUAAUCAAGAGCGCUUCGAUAACAACAACGAGUAUGGGGCUGAUGUUUCUCCUCUAGAAGUUGGACAUAAUAUUUAUAUUUUGGCUCAUCAGCUUUCACGUCACAGUAAAGAUUUAUUAGCACUCAUGAAGGAAAAAGAAGAAGACGAAACGGAAGGCGCGAUGACGUAUUAUUCUGGCCAUACUGCACAGAUCGAGAUUGUACGUUCUGAUCGAAUGAUAGAACAAAUAGUUUUUCCCGUACCCCAAAUUUGUGAAUAUUUAACUGAAAGAACUAAACAUCAGGUCUUCACCACCACUGAGAGAGAUGAACAUGGAAGCAAGGUAAUUGAAUAACGUGUCCGAUUUUUCUCAAGAAGCGAUGAUUUAUUUUGUGAAAUGAUUUGGCAAAAGAAACUUAGAGAAAGCCCAGUGUUAUUUUGGCUCAGCAACCAAAUGUUACCAGCGAGUGUGUCAAUGCACUUAGCUGUGUUUAUCAAUAUUCUCGUCGCCUUGUUUUAUCCUUUUUCUACAACGUUGUCAGAUAUUGAUUACCGUCUCUCGUUGUUGUCCUGGUUCGCCAUCUUCAUUUCAUUUUUAAUUCUUUUUUUUCCUCGUUCUUCUGCUAUUCGAACGUUUGUAUUUGCUGUUAUCGUUCGCCUUUUCUUUUUAUUUGGACUAAAAGCUACCCUUUUGCUACUUGGUGUAGUUAACUUAAUAGCGAAAACUACAUUUCUCAUCGGUUUUGUUGGCAAUAAAGGAAUAUUUCAACAAGGUUUACCUGCAUUGCUUGGGGAUAAAGAUCUUCUCAUACAUCUUGGCUUUUUUGCAUUGUGCUUUUCAGGAUUAUGUAUAAAUGAACUUUUUUACAGUUUGCUGUUAUUAGAUGUUGUUUUGCGUGAAGAAACCUUAGUGAAUGUGGUUCGCAGUGUAACAAGAAAUGGACGAUCUAUUAUCCUAACUGCGUUACUUGCCCUCAUUCUUGUUUACUUAUUUUCCAUCGUUGGAUUUCUCUUCUUGAAAGAUGAUUUCGUUGUUGAAGCUGAAGCAAGAAUUCAAGGAAAUAUCGGUGGAUCAAGUGAUAGCAAAGGUCAUUGUUCUGCUUCAAAACCUUGGGAACAACAAAUUGAUCCCAGUAACGAUGAAGACACAGUUGUGUCUGUAAAAGAACACGCGUGUGAAACGUUAGUGUUGUGUAUUAUCACAACUUUAAACAAAGGAUUACGUAACGGUGGUGGUAUUGGUGACGUAUUACGUCCACCUUCUCUGAAGGAGCCGAUGUUUAUUGGUCGAGUCAUAUACGAUAUGUUGUUCUUCUUCAUCGUUAUAAUCAUCGUUCUUAAUCUAAUAUUUGGUGUUAUUAUCGACACAUUUGCUGAUCUUCGUAGUGAGAAACAGAAUAAGGAAGAAAUAUUAAAAAACAGCUGUUUUAUAUGCGGUUUGGGUCGAUCAGAAUUUGUAAACAAAGUUGUGUCUUUCGAUGAUCAUAUAAGAGAACACAAUUUAUGGCAUUACUUGUACUUUAUUGUAUUGUUGAAAUUGAAGAAGCGAACUGAUUUUACGGGUCCACAGAGCUAUGUACAGGAGUUAAUAAGGCAAAAAAACUUGGCAUGGUUUCCCCGAAUGCGAACUCUUUCCUUGGCAGUGGAUGCUGAAGGCGAGUCGGAACAAAAUGAUGUGAAAUUAUUGCAAGAAAAGUUGGAUAACACGACGAAAGAAGUGCAAGCACUUUCAAGUCAAUUAAAGGAAUUACGUGAACAGAUGUCAGAACAACGUAAAUAUAAACAACGUCACUCAUUGCUUGUACCACAAACAUCUUUCAACUAUGGCUUGAAUGGCAUAAUACCACCACGUUCGUAGCUUAAAGAAAACCCGAUGUACGAUUACAUAUUUUCAUUAUGCAGCACGCCUUACUGUAUAAACUGUACUGUAGUACAGUCGAUAUAAUAAAAUUCCAUGUAAAAUAUUAAUUUUUAUUUUAUUGGUACACAAUACGACAUACUUUGUCAAGGUUAAACGUUAUCUAGCUUUUAUUUUGUAAUAAAUUUGUACAAUUGUA